CAGAAAGGCGACAGGGGGCAGGGCUUCCUGUGGGAAAGGGCCGGAGGGAGGCGGCGGCCUCCUGCCUGGCUCUGCGGGGCUUUCCGCCCGGCCAGGACUUUGCCGAGGUCACUCGCGCGCGGCCGCUCUUGGCGCGGCCGUGGGAGGCUCGGUGGCGCGAGAGGACGGGCGACCUGCGGGCUCGGAGAGCCCGCACGGCGCUGACAACGACGGUCCCCCACCGUUCUCCCACCGAGGUUUCCACCAGAAGCUUCGUAAGUCCCCAGGAGAAAAGACAAGGUUCAGGAGUCCUGAUCUAGCUGUGGCCACUGGAAGGCUCUCAGGCCGGGAGCGUCAUGUCCACCUUUGAAGACGCUGAUACAGAAGAGACGGUCACUUGUCUCCAGAUGACCAUUUACCAUCCUGGCCAGCUGCACAGUGGGAUAUUUAAAUCAAUAAGGUUUCGCAACAAAGAAAAGUUCCCUUCUGUUGAAGUGGUGAAAUUUGGACGGAAUUCCAACAUGUGCCAGUAUACGUUUCAGGACAAACAGGUUUCCCGAGUUCAGUUUGUUUUACAGCCGUUUAAACAGUUCAACAGCUCGGUUCUCUCGUUUGAAAUUAAAAACAUGAGCAAGAAGACCAGCCUGAUGGUGGAUAACCAGGAGCUUGGCUACCUCAAUAAAAUGGACCUACCUUACAAAUGCAUGCUCAGGUUCGGAGAGUAUCAGUUCCUACUGGAGAAGGAAGACGGAGAGUCCGUGGAAUCUUUUGAGACUCAACUUACCUUUUCUCCGAGACCUCUCUUGCAAGAAAACAACUGGCCAACACAGAGUCCCAUACCGGAGGAUGGGGUGUAUUCUUCCUAUUUCACCCACAGAAGUUCUCCUGCAGAAAUGGAUGAAAACGAACUGUGAAGAGGGCCCGUCUGAGACGCAUGAAGGAUGAGGACACGUGGGUAGACACUGGAGAGGCAUCGGCUUCCUUGGAGUUUGUGAAUGCAGCGUGACACAGAUGUCUGCACGCUGACUUCAGCUUUGGUAAUAGCAUUUGGAAGUCUAUAGACCGUGUUAGUCAUCAGCUUUGUCAACUGUUUUGAGUUUCGGCUCUACAAAGAAUUAAGUGUACGUCUGUAAGGGUUGGUGCACAAGACUCGUCUUCUGCGUAUUGAGGUCACUCUCAUUGCCUUUCUGCUUUACGUCAUCCCCAUGAUUUGUCUCGGUGGCAGCCAUCUCUUGGCCUGGUCACAUCAUUUCGUAGCAGCCUUUGUUUUUCAAGGUUAGAGCCCAAGGCAGAUUGCUCGCUGGUGUCUGAGGCAUGCUCAUGCUUGUCGAACAGAGUCCUGGAGUGAGUUCUAGAGUGCUGAGUCACUGAGUUAGUUCACUGUGGCUUCGUUAUGGAAAGACUUGAGAAAUGGCUCCUUGAUUUUCUUUCUAUGGAACCGUGAUGUCACUUUCCUAUACGUAGGACCUACAACUAGCAUUGAAAGAACACUGAGAGUAAGAUUGUUUUCUUAUGAAAUUGAAGGUGGAUUUUAUGUAUCAUACAGGUUUAAAAAUGGCAGAAAUGAAAACUUUUAACAACCUCUUUGCAUACGAUGACGUCGAAGCUCAGUUCCUCGGCUGCUUCUUUGAAACUUCUUAAAGGAAAAUAUCUGUUCUUAGGCUGCUCUGUAGAAGUCAGUACAUGUGAAUAUUUAUAAUAAAUGCUUAAAUAUUUCUAAACCUCUA
This is a messenger RNA of Mastomys coucha (southern multimammate mouse), 1706 nucleotides long. It is a transcript of the gene Tifa, whose product is annotated as TRAF interacting protein with forkhead associated domain. Gene Ontology annotation, biological process: canonical NF-kappaB signal transduction. Lineage: Eukaryota; Metazoa; Chordata; Mammalia; Rodentia; Muridae. The transcript is spliced from 3 exons. Gene Ontology annotation, molecular function: protein binding. Bases 336 to 893 code for a protein of 185 amino acids. The record is from RefSeq and is a predicted model, not a curated record.